Effrenium voratum is the source of this 2105-nucleotide messenger RNA. The record is from the annotation of a GenBank genome assembly. NCBI's taxonomy places the organism in Eukaryota, Dinophyceae, Suessiales, Symbiodiniaceae.
AGUGGAGAGUGCCAACCUGAGAGGCGACAUCCCUUGGCUUCAGUUGAUCAUGAGUGACCAAGUGGAGCUAAGUGAUUUGAGUCGUGAGCAGCUGGAGGAGAUCAUCCGCCGUACUCAAAGGAGACAGAGUCUCAGCGGCCAGAAGGAUGUGGUGAAAGCCACCGCUGCGGUGGUUCGAAAGAAGGAGGAGAAGCUGAAGGCAGAGAUCUCUGAAGCUUCCCAGAGAGCAGUGGUGAUGAAGUCGGUGGAUGCUUGCUUCGUCUUGGACUGCACCGGCUCGAUGACUAGCCAGAUCCAAGCGGCUAAGGAGAAGAUUGGUGAGAUCCAGAGUGGCAUUGUGGGUUGCUUGGGCAUUGGAGGCACUGUCCGCUUCUCUGUCGUGGGCUAUAGAGACUAUGGGAGCAUAAAUUCCCAGUUCGAAGUGUUGCCGUUUACGGAAGAUGUGAAUGAUGUGCAGUCGUUCUUGUCCAAGCUGAAGCCUAGUGGUGGAUAUUGUCAUGCAACGCACGCCGAUGACGCCGAUGUUUGCGAAAACAUGAUUGGCGCUCUGAGCCAAUCAUUUCAGUUGAAGUGGCAGUCAAGGACCCGAAUCAUUUACAUUGUUGCCGAUGCUCCGCCACAUGGCAGACGCUUUGCGAAGCCACAGUACCAAUUCAACACCCGCAACCUCCGGAAAAUAUUUGACAGCUACCCCAACGAUGUUCAGCAGUGGGAAGAGACAGACAGGCUCAUGGCACAGUCGUUGGCAUUGAGCCUGAACUUUGUGCUGUUAGAGUAUCCCUGGGGAGAGUGGCGUUUGCUUGAGAAAACGUUCCAAGUGUUCUCUGAGCUCCGCAACACAUCGGCGUCAGCCAGGCUUCAGACUCUGCUCCUUCGACCGGACAAUACUGCGGAUGACUUUGUGAAUGCAUUCUUGCCACCUCCAAGGAGACGCUGUCAAAGACAUUGACCCAACCUAUGUCAGACAAGUCUGGAGCAACAUCCGGAUCUUCAGGAGCGACUCUGUCACUCGAUGCGAAGGCAGCUAUCUCCUGGCAAGAUUGGAGAAGUUGGCCUGUUCAACGAGUACUGGUGACCAACGUGAAUGUCUUUGCAUUGACCUCCGACACCAACCCCAGCCGUGCGAUCCAGAGUUUCCACAUUCGAGGGGAGCCUUUUGCAAGUGGGAGCAUGAGGUAUGCGUUUCCUGCCACCGAUGGAACCGUGCGCUUCGUCUUCAAGGUACACAAAGACAGCAGCCAUAGCACCUCAUCCAUGACAUUGGCGGAUGUGCAGACCCAAGCCUAUGCCAAGGUGUUUGCCCAGGAGUUUUCACAGCGCUUUCGUGUAGCACCCGUGCAAUUUUUGGAUGUAUGGGCGGUUGAGCUGCCAAAGUGGAACAUCGCCAAACAUGCAACAUUGGAACCGUUUGUUGAUGGAGACUUUCAGAAGUACACCAGCAACAAUGGCUUCAUUUCUCAAGAAGCAGAGCUGGCCGAAGCAUUCUGUCACUUCUCUUGGUGUCACUCUGCAGGUCAACUGAUGGUCACAGACCUUCAAGGCUUUGGUUCAGCAGUCUUCACAGAUCCUCAAAUCCAUUGCGUGAAGAAGGACUUCUUCAGCCGUGGCAAUCUUGGCAAGAGUGGCAUGGAUCAGUUCUUCGUAGGUCACUGCUGCAAUGACAUUUGCCGCAGUUUGCAGCUGAAGGAGUCCCCAAUCCAAUUUGCAUGGGAGACCGCUUCUAUGGUCUCAGACUGUUCGGGGGAGCUCUCAACAAGGUUUGCCUCUCACGGGCCUCUGACUUGCGAAUACUGCAACGGGUUUGUUACAGUGCGCGAUCAGGAGUACAUUGACCUUAUUGAGGAGUACCAAGCAGUGGUGUGCCCUUCAUGCAAAGCCAAGGUGAAAGAGAGCAUCGCAACAACUCGAUGCAUGACAUGCAACCAGCCUUUCAAGUAUUCCAUGUACACCAUUAGCGUGAAAGGCUCUUCGGUUCCACCAGUGUGCCGAUCAUGUGAGCAGGGAGAGGUGUGGCGAUAUGUUGAUUGACACUAACACGUUCAAGUUCCACCAACAAGCGUGGAAACAAAUGCAGAUCAUUUGGUGCAGGCGGUGAACAGAUCCAA